AUGACUUCCAACGAAGCCGAAGUGACCUUGGAGCUUCAGCACGUCUUUGGCUCUCUGUGCGGCUCCUCUCUGAGAGAGGCAGCCGUCUUUGCAGAUGGCGCCGGUCAGCAGAUAGCCUUUGCUGUGGGACGGCAGCUGGCAAUACGACAUGUUGAAAACAACGAGACCAGCUUCCUUGGGACCGGCGCAAGGAUAGACAUGAUCACGGCCUGUGCGGUGUCAACUGAUCGAAGCCUGAUGGUGGUGGCAGAGAAGUGCAGCAACGAAGCAAGGAUAUCGAUCUAUGACCUCAAGUCAGGCAGUACCAGUCCAAUGAAAACGAUGAAGCCCCUAAGUGGCGCGCUGGGUAGCACCCGCUUCGUGGGCGUGGGAUUCUCUCCGGUGCCACAGGAAGGUGGCACGCCUCGCUACCUUUGCGCUGUGACUGCCGGCUCAGAGGCCACACUGGUGCUGAUGAACUGGGAGUCGGAGAAGAUCUUGGCCAAGUGCAAGCUUCCUGGGAAUGUAGACCGUUUGGCCUUUCCCUUCCAGCACGACCGCACCGAUGUUACCGUGUCUGGCCCACACAUGCUCCGGCUCUUGCAGAUUCGGCAUGCCAAAGGCGAGGUGACCUUGAAGUUGAUGCCAGCCUUCUCGAACCUCGCGGAGAAGGCGCAGAAGAUCUUGGACCACACAUGGCUCGAGGCCGGUCGAAACCUUCUCGGCCUGUGCGUUCAGGAAGGUGCUGUCCACAUACUCAGCGCUGACGAGCUGAUCGUUUUGCGGACGAUUGACAGUGCCUUUGGCCCAGAGGGCGACCUCGAAGAUGUGCUUCCCGUUUGCAUCCGCUCUUUCACACAGGGCUUUCUCCUGGGGGGCUCCUACGGAUACUUGGCCGUCUGGGAGGAAUCGGAUGAUGGUGCCUUCACCAGCGUCGAUAGGUCCGAGGACUCGGAUGGGGCCCGACGUACACCGGAGAAUGAGUACAAGUUGGCUGUGGCACUCAAAGUCCGACCGGACACGGACUCCGUGUGCUCUAUCGAUGUCACACCCAGCGAGGAGCACCUCCUCCUUGGCUUCGGCGAUGCUGCCAUGGGUAUUGUACCUAUGGCUUCGAUCUAUGGCACCGAAGACGAACAGGUCCCCAUCAACAUCAGUGGGAACCAUUCGGCUGCCAUCACUGCCAUGGACAUGGCUGUGCAUCGAUCACUUGUGGUCACGAUUUGCAAGGGCGACAGCAGCAUGCGCAUUUGGAACUGGGCUGCACGGACUUGCGAGAUCCGAUCCACAUUUGGAGGGGACCCGCCGAUUGCUGUGGCUGUGCAUCCGUUUGGAUAUUAUCUGGCUUUGGGCUUUGCGGAGAAGCUGCGCUUUUACCACAUCCUUGUCAAGGACAUCAAGCUCCACAAGGAAAUCAACCUUCGGGGCAUUGGACUUCUGAAGUUCUCUCAUGGUGGACACCUGCUGGCGGUCACGCAAGGCAAAUCGAUCUACCUAUACUCUGUCCGAACGCUGGAAAAGAUCACGACGCUGCAAGGCCACAGCAAAGAGAUCACAUGCCUCAGUUUCGACCCUGAGGACCAUGCGCUGUGGAGCGUCUCCCAGGAUGGGCGGCUGAUACAGUGGAAUCUCGCUACCUUCCGCAUCGAGUGCGAUCACUACGAGACUGGAACUGAACGCCUAGCCGUGAGCGCGAUUUCCCCGGACCAGGCCACCUGCAGCGUCUUCAGGAAUGGAAAGCAGCUGCUCCAAAGGUUCUCCCAAAGUUCGUUGGAGUACGAAGUUGAGCUGGAGUCCAACGUGAAAGUCGUCACGCUUUAUCACCACCACGGCAACUCGUUUUUCCUCACCGGCACGGCCAAAGGGGGCCUGCAGGUCUACACCUCGCUGCCCUACCAGGGCACGCCGAAAUUUCUCGAGCUUGCGCUCCACGGCAUGGCGUGUACGGCCAUUUGCAUCUCCGUCGACGGGCGGACGUUGGUCAGCGCCGGGGCUGACGGCGUGAUCUUUGUGCUGGGAAUUUCUGGCCUUUGCAGCCCCGAGGAGCUGAACAUGCUGCCUAUGGCUUUGCAUCAAACCGAUAAUGAUCGCUUUGCACAAGAAGCAGAGGCAGUCCUGGCCUCGAAGCUUCAAAUCCAGAAGCUGGAGAACAAAUGUCAGGCUUUGAUGGCAGAGUUCCGCGAAAUCAAGGAGAAGCGAGAGCGAGAGUUUGCCAUGCACGAGGAGGAAUGCGCAGCGCAGGUAGCGCAGGCAAGGCAGAAGGAUCAAGCGCAGAUCCAGGAGCUUCACCGACGCCUUGGUGCUUUGGAGCAGGCAGCGCAAGCCAAGGAAGCCGAAGGUGGGCGAUUGAUGAAGAACAUGGAGCAGCGCCAUGCCGAGGCGUUGGACCAGUUGACCAACCUCUACAAUCGAAAGCUCUGUCACGAGUCGGAUCGCUUACUGGUGCUGAGGAUGCAACGGGAAGAGCUGCAAGCCAAGAUGGUCCAGGAGGAAGAGGAGCAUCAGCAGCAGAUGCGCGACUCCGCCUUGGCGGCUCAGGAGGAGCUCUCACGCCUUCUAGCCGAAAGAGACCUGGAGAUCAAGAAGCAUCAGGACCUCCUGGCCUUCAUUCAGCACCGCUUCGAGGAGGUGCAGCAGCUCACGGCCGACAACCAUGACCGAGAAGUGAUUCGUCUCAAGCAUCAUGGGUGGGAGGCGCUGGAGGAGCAGAAGCAGGUCGAGGAACAACUGCGAAAGGAGCAGGAGAAGCUGCAGGGAAGCCUGGAGAAGCAGGAGAAAGAGCGCGAAAUUGUGGAGGAGAGGCAGCAAGAGUCGAACUCGACUCUGCGGUCGCUGCAUGAACAAGCAGAGGAGCUCAAGCGCACGCUGCAUGGGCUCCAUGGGGAGCGGCAGGACCGUGAGGCGACUUUGCAGGAUAAGCUUACAGCCAUCGAAGGCUACAAGUCAAAGCAGAAGACCCUCAAGAAGUUCAAGCUGCUUCUAGACCAGAAGCUCGCUGAGGUGUCGACGUCACUUCAGCCAAAGGACUCGCUCAUAAAGAAGCUCAACCAGGACUUGACAGACUUGGAGACGGAGUUUGAGCGGCAGCUUCUGGAUCACCGGCAACUGGAAGGGCAGAUCGCCCAGCGGCGGCAAAAGGCAGCCAUCCUGACACAAGAGACAGAGGAGCUGAAAGCUCGGGUGCGCGAGAAGGAUGCUCAAAUUCGCCGCUUCACCAGUGACGUGCACCAAGUGGUCACCGAGGAGACAGACCUAUCGGUCUGGCCUCGUGAGAUCCGGAGGCUGUACCACCAACACAUAGACGGCGAUCUACGUGGACAAGGGCGUUUACCCCUGGAGGACAUGAUGCGGCAGAUGCGUGUGGUGGAGCGGCAGGUGACAAGCCUGGCUGCCAAGGGCAACCAGAUCCGGGCUAUGGGCAAGCUGGAUCUGCAGACGAAGGCCAACGAGAAUGCGACGCUUGUGCAGGAGCUCAACCAGCUGCGCGUGGUGAAGAGCUCCCUUCAGCGUAAAGUCCGCGACCUCAGCACGAAGCUGUCGCACCUGGCCCCGGAGAAGGCGGCGCUGAAAGGCGGCCAGGCCGCCGCAGGGCUGCCAGCGCCCCCUAAGCCCAGCCAAGGGGCCGUACAGGAGCCCAAGGGUCUCCCGGGGCCCAGGCAGAACACGUCGUCGCGCGAGUUGUUGCUGGACGACAGCCCAUCACCUGUCCUAAAGCCUGCCCAGCUAGCACCUGUCAGCAGCGACUGA
Molecule: messenger RNA, 3726 nt
Organism: Symbiodinium natans
Lineage: Eukaryota; Dinophyceae; Suessiales; Symbiodiniaceae
Source: the annotation of a GenBank genome assembly